GGCGCGUCCUUCUCCUCCAGAGGAAGGCAGGGCCAGGCUGAGUCUGACGCGGCGUCGCUGCUCCUUCUCCUCCUGGCUCUCCUUCCUCCGCAGGCGCUUAAAUAGGCCCAGGGCGGUCGGUGCGGCGUCAGAGAGCGGAGACCCUGGCGCAGAAUUCAAAAUAAAGAACAAGGAAAAGAAAUCACAAUGCAAGCUCAUGAAUUGUUCAGACAUCUGCGAAUGCCAGAACUUGGUGAUGUAAGGCAGUAUGUGCGAACUCUUCCAACAAAUACUCUGAUGGGGUUCGGUGCUUUCGCAGCGCUCACAACUUACUGGUAUGCCACAAGACCAAAAGCCCUGAAACCACCAUGUGACUUAGCAAUGCAAUCUGUGGAGGUGGAGGGUGAAGAGCAUGCCCGAAGAUCAUCACUACUUGACAGUGAUGAACCAAUGACAUACUACUAUGAUGACGUGAGAACAGUUUAUGAUAUCUUCCAAAGAGGAAUACAUGUGUCAGACAACGGUCCCUGCUUAGGUGUAAGGAAACCAAAUCAACCAUAUGAAUGGAUGUCUUACAAGGAGGUUGCAGAAAAAGCAGAAUGUAUUGGUUCUGCACUGUUGAACAAAGGCUUCAAACCAUCUUCUGAUCAUUUUAUAGGAAUCUUCUCUCAGAACAGACCAGAGUGGGUUAUUAUUGAACAAGGAUGUUAUACAUAUUCUAUGGUGGCUGUACCACUAUAUGACACUCUGGGAGAAGAAGCUAUCACCUAUAUUGUAAAUAGAGCUGACAUUGCUUUGGUUUUUUGUGAUAAAGCCGAAAAGGCUAAACUUCUUCUGGAUAACACUGAAAAGGGAGAAAUUUCAAUUCUCAAAACUGUUGUGAUUAUGGAUCCCUUUGACAAUGAUCUUGUUUCUCGUGGAAAAAAAUGUGGAGUAGAUAUCAUCAGUAUGAAAGAAAUGGAGGCAUUGGGAAGAGCUCACAAGCACAAACCUGUAGUUCCUAAACCAGAAGACCUAGCCAUAAUCUGUUUCACCAGUGGAACUACAGGAAACCCCAAAGGAGCAAUGAUUACUCACCAAAAUAUAGUGAGCAAUAUGUCAGCAUUUGUGAAAGCUACAGAGAGUGGCAUUUUAGUGAAUCCUGGCGACACACACAUUUCCUUUUUGCCUCUUGCACAUAUGUUUGAAAGAAUAGUUCAGUGUGUGGUUCUCUGCCAUGGAGCUAGAAUAGGAUUUUUUCAGGGAGACAUCAGGCUGCUUAUGGAUGAUUUAAAGACUUUGCAGCCCACGAUAUUUCCAGUUGUUCCAAGGCUGUUGAACAGAAUGUUUGACAAAAUCUUUGGCCAAGCAAACACUUCAUUUAAACGAUGGAUACUGGACUUUGCUUCCAGAAGGAAAGAGGCAGAACUCAGAAGUGGCAUAAUUAGAAAUAAUAGCCUAUGGGAUAAAAUGAUUUUCCGUAAAAUACAGGCAAACCUGGGAGGCAAAGUGAGGCUUAUGAUUACAGGAGCAGCUCCUGUUUCUGCAAAUGUGCUGACAUUCCUAAGAGCAGCCCUUGGUUGUCAGUUCUAUGAAGGCUAUGGACAGACAGAAUGCACUGCUGGAUGUACCCUGACUUUACCUGGUGACUGGACUGCUGGUCAUGUCGGUACCCCAAUGCCUUGCAAUCUCGUAAAGCUUGUUGAUGUAGAAGAAAUGAAUUAUUUUGCUGUCAAAGGUGAGGGUGAGGUUUGCGUAAAAGGGUCAAAUGUAUUCCAAGGAUACCUGAAGGACCCUGAAAAGACAGCAGAAGCUCUUGACCAAGAUGGUUGGUUACACACUGGAGAUGUUGGUAAAUGGUUACCGAAUGGUACCCUGAAGAUAAUUGACCGGAAAAAACACAUAUUUAAACUUGCACAGGGAGAAUAUAUAGCACCAGAAAAAAUAGAGAAUGUCUAUGUCAGGAGUGAACCUGUUGCCCAAGUAUUUCUCCAUGGUGAAAGCUUGCAGGCUUUCUUGAUAGCAAUUGUAGUUCCAGAUCCAGAUGUGUUACCCAGCUGGGCUAAGAAAAAAGGACUAGCAGGAUCGUAUGAAGAACUAUGCAAAAACAAAGAUAUAAAAAAUUACAUUCUGGAAGACAUGCUGAAAAUCGGAAAAGACUUUGGCUUAAAGUCAUUUGAACAGAUCAAAGGCAUUGCUAUUCACCCUGAAAUGUUUUCCAUUGAGAAUGGCCUACUAACACCAACAUUAAAAGCAAAAAGACCUGAGCUCCGCAAAUACUUUCAGUCUCAAAUAGAAGAACUCUAUGCUAGUAUCAAGAUGUAACUGAGAUUUUUUUAAAAAAAGAAAACUGUUGGAGAGAAUAGCACUUGCUAUUGACCUUCAUAUCGAUAAACUGAUUACAACAAACAUAGGGAAGAAAACUGUGCAAUCAUUAACUUCUACGCAAAGGGGUACUCGACAUAGGAAAACUGAAGAAAAAUGGAACACUGCCUUACUGUCCACUUGUGUUGCAGAUCAUUUUUAUAGUGACAUACAACUUCCUCAAUGCGCCUUAACUGUAAAUGGUAUCUAUGUGAUUUGUAAAUUAUUUAAGACUUCUUCAGCCAAAAAUGUGAUUCUUUCCAAGGCAUGUAAAGGGAUUAUGUGUGUUGCUAGAACAUUUAUGUUUUUUGUUGUACAGUUGGUGGUGAAUUCCCAAAAGAUUUGCCAUAUGGAUUUUUUUUUAAGUUUAUCAGAACAGGGGGAUACUGCUAAAGGAGUAUCCCUUACUGGUGUUGAAUCUAGAACUUGGGUAGAAUUCUGCCUGACUUGUUCUCUGUGGAUUACUUGGAAGCUUUAUUUUAAUAUCUGGGUAUCAGUGAACCAACUACAGGAUGAAUUAUCAGAUAUUUUAUCUUUAAAAUUAGUUGAGCAGUGUCUUAUGCCCUUAAGGAAUCUAGACGAAGCUACCCAAGCAACCCAAGGCAUUGGCUUCAUGAGCUCUAGAGAGGAUUGGGAUGUAGUGGUGGCAUGCUGUUGUUAGAGUGCAUGUAGAUGUUGAGGGAGUUCCAGCAUAGAUGUUCAUAGCCUCCUGUUUUGCCCCAGGUUGCCAUAGUAAAGCAGACCUGACUUCUGUCACUUCAUUUACGGGCUCUUGCACAAAAUCUGCCUCUCAUCCACUAAAUAUAAAUCACUGAAAAAAAUAGAAGUAAGUACCCUAAACGGAACUGAUAAGAGUAGACAGUGAAUGUGUAGCAAAGAUACACAGGAGGCAGCAAAUAGAAUGUGGUUUAUCAUGGGACAGGUUUUGACUGGGAGUGGUGAAGGAGACUUGAGUUACCAUGUAUAUAUAUGUCUCGGGGGAAGGGAGGGGUGGAAUUGAAAUACCUUGUAAUAACCCAUGCUUGAGUUUUCCCCCCAUCUAGCAGUAAUUCAUUUCUGUCAAAUAUAUGUAAACAAGCACAACAGAGUUUGCACUAAAGAUUGUGUGAUUGUAAUGCACUACCCAGCUGCAUAAUUUCAUACCUGUGUAUCCUAACUGCACAACAGUAUCCAAGCUAAUACUCCUGAGUAUUAAGUCACUUGUUACAUUGGAGUUCAAAUGUUUGCUUAGUGUUGGCUAUUUCUAUAUUUUAUAAACCAAAAUUUCCAAAAACCAAUGAAGGAAACCAAAAUAAAUAUUUCUGCUUUUAAUCUGA
This is a messenger RNA of Sceloporus undulatus (fence lizard), 3638 nucleotides long. It is a transcript of the gene ACSL1, whose product is annotated as acyl-CoA synthetase long chain family member 1. Lineage: Eukaryota; Metazoa; Chordata; Lepidosauria; Squamata; Phrynosomatidae. Gene Ontology annotation, biological process: long-chain fatty acid metabolic process; very long-chain fatty acid metabolic process; long-chain fatty-acyl-CoA biosynthetic process. Gene Ontology annotation, molecular function: arachidonate-CoA ligase activity. The transcript is spliced from 21 exons. The coding region runs from base 187 to 2283 and encodes 698 amino acids. The record is from RefSeq and is a predicted model, not a curated record. Gene Ontology annotation, cellular component: endoplasmic reticulum; membrane.